AUGUUCUUGUAUUGUUGGCAGAUAUCACUUUAGAAGGCAGCGUGGUAUGGUGCACGCUGCCGGCCUUGUCAUGUCAUCCCUUGUGAUGUUAACGUAGGUGAUCACUGAUGAAGAAAGAAACUACGCAGGUCGUUGUACUUUCGGUAUCUUCACAAGAGGGGUCGUUUCCGGGUGUGAUGGACGGACAAGAAAAGAAUCAGAACUCGAGUUACAACCCCGGACACAGAAGCAAACACCAACAAAACAACAAACGCGCUUUGCAAAUUUCAUCCUACUGAUCACACUGUUGAUCUUGUCACCUGAACACAAUUACCCACAUCCAGUGACAAGAUGGACAUACAAUCUGACAACAUGCGCUCCCGGGAAGGUUUGGUCAAGGCUAUCAUUGUACACGAUGGCAGUGUCUCUGGCGACGGCGUCAAGGGCAAAGUUGAGAUCUCUGGAUUUGAAGACAUGGCCUCCUACAACUGGAUCAAGACAAGUGUGCCUACAGCAUCCUUGGGACACAAAUUGAGCCCGUACGGCACACCGCUCUCCACGUCGGGCUCUACAAGCCUUGUCGCACUUCCCGAAAAGCAACCCGGAAAACCUCUUCAGUGGUCUCCCCUAAUCUCAGGCCAGAUCAAACUCAGCUUAGGACCCAAGACAAGCUAUCGCGACUUUGAACACAGUCGUGGUCCCAAAUACGCAAUGGAAGACAGCGUGCGCUGCAUUACGACCGCCGACAGAGGUUUCAUAUCCUCGGAGGUUGACAUCUUUACGAGCGAGCAUACCCUGAAGAGACUCAUCAAGUUUGUACAGGGUGAUACAACCACCUUUCGAUUGCUGGUACAGAAAGUCAACGGCACUCUGUUUCUGGCCGAGAAAGACAAGGAGGCACAGACAGAUCUGGACCUUGGCCGCUCGUUCCAAAGCGCCUACAUGAAGUGGUCGAACGGUCUGACAGAAUCCGUAUCUCAUCAGCGGUUCGUGCGGUACGACUUCGAUGGCCUUCAAUGCUUGAUCCGCUUCGAGGCAGACGGUUGCCUGGCAGAGACUGAUCGCCUCAUGGCAGCCGCUCUCAUCAGCGAUCUGGUGCACGCCGAUUCAUCGUUGCAACUACCCCCGCCAGCCUUGCAGAUGAACCUCCACGCGUCCACAUUGGAUCUGGCCAAUGCCUUCUGCAGUGAGCUCUCAGAGCCACCAGCAGCUGUCUCGGGACGCGGGGUCGCCGGAGAAGCUCCUACCCCUGAAUACCACUGGUCUCAAGCCGAAGCCUUGGCCGAAGAAGCUGGUAGAAAGCAAAGAAUAGCCGACGAGGAAAGAGCCAUGGAAGAGGAAAGAGCCAUAAAGGCACGAUCCGUUACCAAUCUGCGCAACCCUCAGCGCCAGAACAGACGGCUCUAUCAACAGCCACCACCCAAACCACCUAUUCCUGCCAGCACAAAGCAGUCGGCAACCUCCCCGGUCGUUCAGCACAAUCUCUACCUCAAACAGUAUCCUCUGGCGCGCUUCCACAGCAUUACCGAAGCGGAACUCAGCGUCAUCCACGAACAUCUCAACAUGGCUGAAGGCGAGUUUCAGAGAGCUCUGUGGCUCUACUACAAUCCUCAGGGUCCUGCUACCGAACCUAGGUCAGAGAAUUCAGCCUCUCUACUCCAUCGCCUCAUGGCGGCUACGAAGACCAAACACAGACAAGCCAAGCGAUACCUUGUCCUCUGCAGCAAUGACUACGAUAAGGCCCUCCGUCUACAUGCCGCAAAGAAGGAAUACUUCAGAGAGAAGCGCUUGCGCAGAGACCCCAAGAAAGUUCCUGGAGACGAAGCCAGAUAUCUUCGUCUCUUCAAGCAAAAAGAGAAGGAACGCGAGGCCGAGGUUCGUCGUUCGCAAGUAGCCAGGCAGAAGGAAAAGGACAAGAUGGCUCCUCAUUCCGCUCUGUGCAUCCUCCACUGCGCUACUGAGAAGUCCUCCUCGACCGCUGUCAAGCUUUCCGACGACGAAUUCAUCCGCCUUUGGAUCACUCGUAUCCCCAGCGUCAUCACCGCAUACUAUGACACUAAAGCCACAGUCUCCUCGAUCACCUACACUGACACCCGCUCCCAAGUCCGCGAUUGGGAAAGCAACAACCAGGAUACACUCGCAAAGUUUUCCACUCUCCUGAAGGACAUCAAGCAGACCCUCGAAGAGAGCGAAAAGAGCAAGGUCAUUCUACACAUCGUUGAGAAGCACAAGAUGGAGGUUUGCGAGGCUGGCGAGGAAGAAAAGAACGUGCUGUCAGAGUACAUGACGAACACUUGGCUGAACCACGCCAGAGAUGAAGAGCCCGAAGAAGAUGCCCGCAACAUGCUCAAUGCAACCACGUUCAACAGUAUUGCCGACGAAGGAGAGGAAGAAGGCGAAGAAGAAGAGGAAGAGCAGGAACAGGAGUAUGUUUCGGACGAAAGCUCUGAUUGGUCACGCGAGUUCGAAGACAGUGACGACGACGAGGGUGAUGGCCUUGACAAGAAGAAGUGACGCUAAACUCUACACUUCCGUCUACCAAACGUCCUGCCUCUCGUUUCGAGAGACCAAGUACGUCAGCUUGAACAGAUUUUCUCGAGUUGGAGAGAAGGAGGCUGGUUGAAUUACACUCUGAUAGACCUAUAACGGUACUUUUCACAUAGAACUAAUGCACGAGUAUGAAACCC
Molecule: messenger RNA, 2666 nt
Organism: Aureobasidium pullulans EXF-150
Lineage: Eukaryota; Fungi; Ascomycota; Dothideomycetes; Dothideales; Saccotheciaceae
Exons: 2
Coding region: 331-2493 (720 amino acids)
Source: RefSeq, a predicted model, not a curated record